AACGGGGAAGGACCCAAAAGUAGUUACUAUAUGGUUCCUGUGGCUACUCAAGAUGUUCAUCAUUUGUGAUCUCUUUGGCUAAAUAGGAAGGCCAUCCUCCGAAAUCUCUGAAACUAAACCGAUUUGCUGAAACAAUGAAUUUCUUCAAAUCGAUUUUAGCCGAUGAUCCGGAUCCUACUGAUCUGGAAAAUCUCCGAGAGUCCGAACAGCAUUCGCCAUCUAGGCAAGACGACGUAGAUCGCAGGGAAAGUGAGGUUGUCGAUGAUCCAGCUCGAUAUUUCGAAACAAGAGACGAUCCCAAUUCCAGCUCCAGUUCGACUACGGCUAAUACUGGUGCUGGUGGUUGGAAUUUUGGAGGUCUGAUAAAGACUUUAGCCUCUCGAUCCGAGUCUGUCCUCGAGACAUACCGCAGGGAUCUGGAGGAAUUCGGGUCGGGUCUGAAGAAAGAGACGGAGCUUAUCAGGGAUGCCGCUAGCCGUGCGGUCAAGGAGCUCCCGGCUACAAUCGAGGUGGGCGCGUCUGUUGCUCAUGGUUCUUUGGGAUCGGUUAGCAAAACCAUUGAUGGAAUGUUGAAAUCCACCGCUGAGAUCAUCUCUCAAGGUAAAGAUACUCUUCUUGCACCUUAUGAUGCCGACCCCGUAACCCCUGAUGCAAAUAGGAGCUUGGAUUCUCGUCGUUACAGUAGGUUCGAUGCACAGCUGACCUCAAUCCAGAGUGAUCCAAAUACUUUCACAGAGGAACCAGUUGAUUCUGAAGAGUAUGUGAAAUGGAAAUCGGAGUUCUACUUGAAUGAUAAGAGGGAUGAGUUUAUGUAUUUGAUCGGAGAAAAUAAUGUUCUAGAGGGUGUUUACAGAAAGCUUGUACCCAGUGCAGUUGAUGAAGAUACCUUCUGGUAUCGGUACUAUUACAGGGUGCAUAAGCUCAAGCAGCAAGAGAGUGUUAGAGCCAACCUUGUGAGGAGAGCAAUAAGUGUAGAUGAAGAAGAAGUGUUGUCAUGGGAUUUUGAUGAUGAGGAUGAGGCUAAUAAUGAGAAAAGCAGUAAUGCAAUACUAAACAGCAGCAAACAGGAGUCUAAACAAGCCGGAAGUCGAGACUCGUUGGAAACUGCAGAUUCAAUUACCGCUAAAAGUGAUGAAUUGAGAAAUGUGAGUUGUGAUAAUGCGGAUGAGAAGGGAGAAAGUGAGGCCAAUGCUGAUAGUUCUGAUAAGGAUACUGAUAAAAUUUCAAAUACAGCUGGAUCCAGUGAGAUAAGUUCUCCUAAAGAGAAAGUAGAAGAUGGAAAAAGUUUGGACCUGGCCGAUGAUGCUGCAUUGGUAAGGUCAGUUGAGAAGGGGUGUUCAGAGGGGGAAUGUAGUGAUCAUGGAGCUUCUGGUAAACACAAGAUUGUUUCUUCUCAGCAGAGUGUGCAAGAGGAAGAGGAAGAUUUUGGGUGGGAUGAGAUUGAAGACAUUGAGAGCACUGAUGAGAAAAAAGUAUCUUCUCAUGUUCAGAGUGCAAAUAGAGAUGAGGUGAGGAAGAGGCUUGCUGAAGAAGAUGAUGAGAAUUUGAGUUGGGAUAUUGAAGAUGAUGAUGAGCCUGUUCAAGCUUGAUUCCUGGCCAAUGCCCUGGAUGGCAGAAUAUUGAUAUUUGAGAUUCUCACGAGUCUUGAAAUGAUGCACAGCAAGAGCUUUAGGCUCAAGACGACGUGCCUUUUUGAGAGCUUCUGUUUGUGUAUUUCCCCUUUUUUUAGAAUCUUUUUUCAUGUUCAAUUCUGUCAUUAGUAGAUGUUUGGUUGAUUUUCCCCUUCCGUUGUCUAAACAAAUUGUCCGCGAAGGACCUGUCCUCUUGUCUUCAAAUGAUGAUCUGAUCUAAAUCUCAUGGAAUUUUAUUAUAGGUUUGGCUUAUCUGAGUGUAGG
Messenger RNA from Cuscuta campestris, 1895 nucleotides. Lineage: Eukaryota; Viridiplantae; Streptophyta; Magnoliopsida; Solanales; Convolvulaceae. The record is from the annotation of a GenBank genome assembly.